Molecule: messenger RNA, 998 nt
Organism: Symbiodinium natans
Lineage: Eukaryota; Dinophyceae; Suessiales; Symbiodiniaceae
Source: the annotation of a GenBank genome assembly
AUGGCCAGGUGGAGUGCGAGGGGCUUCCCCGAAGCCCAGUGCUACGGCCUCGCCAUGCACAACGUGACGGGGGUGCAUGCACGGGCCAUGGAAGGCUACCUGGUCUGGCUGCAGAGCCGCCGGGAGCCAGACCGUGAUCGGGAGGGCCGGGACAAGCUGGAGACUCUGCUCGGCGAGGCCACCGAGCGCCACCCCUGGGAGCUUUGGAUCGAGGUGCUGCUCCUUCGUUUGCUGGAGUCCUUGUCGGAGCAAGGUCUCCAUGCGCCCGAGUACAUCGCGGCACUUUACCACCAAGUUCGAUGGGGCGAGAUCGACGAGGUGCGCCUGCCUCUAGAGUCCAGUUUCCUCCUGAAGUAUGACGACAUCCUCCGUGGGGUGGAGGCCAUCCGAAAGAAUGGAGACCCCUUCCGCGGAGGAAUCAACUUCGACGAUGUGAACGAGCUGGGUCUCGAGGGUCGCCUCGACCCAAUGUCGAAGACCUACCGCGAGGCAUCUUCGAUGUGGGUUGUUCUGGACUUGCUGUCGAACUUCCAGCCUGUCCUGAUCGUGAAAGCUUGGAUCUUUGUUCUGGCCUGGUAUUGCUACCUGUCAGAGGACCCGCGCAAUGGCCACAUCUGGUAUCCCACCUUUAAGCGUGCGAACGCGUUGCAGUUUAUCGCCAUGUUCGACUGUACUGUGGCUGCGACCCUGGAAGUGCUCAACCUCUUCCACGGCCUGGGACAGAGGCCAAUCAGCGCCUUCUGCAGUGCAUGCGUCGGCAAAGGCGCGCGUGCGGGGCACUCUCUCUGGCUGAUGCGGAGACUAUUCAUGCUCGUGGUGACGACCGGCGGUGCAGUCACCAUUUGGACAUUCAGGUACAUUGAGGACAUUGACCUCAACAAGACGACCGAGGAUAUCACGGCGCUCAAGGACGGCUACUCCGAGGACCAGCGCAAGGCUCUGAUGGCCGCCGCCUGUGUCAUCCUCGUGCGAGUCCUGGCCUUCUCGCUGGUGACAAG